Molecule: messenger RNA, 708 nt
Organism: Lacerta agilis (Sand lizard)
Lineage: Eukaryota; Metazoa; Chordata; Lepidosauria; Squamata; Lacertidae
Product: probable cation-transporting ATPase 13A5
Exons: 8
Coding region: 1-708 (235 amino acids)
Biological process (GO): polyamine transmembrane transport; intracellular calcium ion homeostasis
Cellular component (GO): late endosome membrane
Molecular function (GO): P-type transmembrane transporter activity; polyamine transmembrane transporter activity
Source: RefSeq, a predicted model, not a curated record
AUGCCGUCGCUGGAGGAUAGCAACACUUGCUACGAAAUCCAUCAAAAAUUUGGAGACGGGCUGACGAGGAAGGAGAAGGCGCUCAGGAGGUUGGUUUGCGGACCCAACGCCAUUGAAAUCGAAGUCCGCCCCAUCUGGAAAUUGCUCUUUAAAGAGAUCUUGAACCCUUUUUACAUAUUCCAAACCUUCACGCUGACCCUCUGGCUGGUCCAGGGAUACAUCGAGUACUCCGUUGCCAUCAUCAUCCUGUCCAUCAUCUCUAUCGCCCUCACAGUGUACGACCUCCGACAGCAAUCGAUCAAGUUGCACAACCUGGUGAAGGAGCACAACAAGGUGGAAGUCAUGGCCUGGACCAAGAACGAAGGGAGCUGCAAGGUGGAAUCCUGCCAGCUGGUCCCAGGAGAUGUCCUCCUCUUGGAAAGCCAGAAGUUUUCUCUGCCCUGCGAUGCCAUCCUGAUAGAAGGAAGCUGCGUGGUCAACGAGGGGAUGCUCACAGGCGAAAGCGUUCCCGUGACGAAGACCCCCUUGCCCCAAACGGACAACACCAAGCCCUGGAAAGUUCACAGCGUGGAAGACUACCGCCGACACGUCCUCUUCUGCGGCACAGAGGUCAUCCAGACCAAGCGAGCGGGAAAAGGCCCCGUCAGGGCCGUCGUGCUGCAGACAGGAUACCUGAUCAUGCCUGAUCUGAUUGCCUUUUCUGGGUAG